Molecule: messenger RNA, 285 nt
Organism: Gloeophyllum trabeum ATCC 11539
Lineage: Eukaryota; Fungi; Basidiomycota; Agaricomycetes; Gloeophyllales; Gloeophyllaceae
Exons: 3
Source: RefSeq, a predicted model, not a curated record
ACACCAGGGGUGCAUCGAUUCGAUUGGCUUCCCAAGCAAACAAUGUUUUAUUAUAAUGACGAGCAGACGUCGAAUAUCGGCGUCGCUGUCUCCGGGACGCCAUCGAACGUUCUGCUUAACGUCUGGAGCGACGGCGACCCUGGAUGGACGAAGGGCCCGCCGAAGAGCGACGCCAUUGCCACGGUGCAGUACGUGCGGAUGUAUUUCAACUCCACUUCUCUAGUGGAGGCAGCAUUCUCGGCUUCUUGCAAGGCAGCAGGGAGUCCUGCCGCGUGUAGUAUAUAG